AUGCAGGGGGCGCAUGGGCUGAAGCAGCUGAUGGCGAUAGUCGUGACCGUCAUGGUGUGUGGAGCAGGAGACAAGAGCGUCGGCCUGAUGCUAGAGACGUCGAUGAGGAUCAAGGGUGGGAGCCUCCUGGUUGACACGUGGAGGAGAAGCAUCGAGAGUACGCGUGUGAUAGCUCCUCGGCCUCGCGUCGGGGACCAAUCAUGGGCUCCUUGCAAGGCUUCGAUCCCGAUGCUCCUCCGCAUCGCUGGCGGUCACGAGGAGGAGUCGAGCAUAGCAACACCUGAUGAGAGCCUUGAUGCUCCCAGCACAAGCUCGGGGGGGGCGGAUGAGGAUGAGGCUCCGUUGUUGUCGCGCUCGAGUGAAGGCGAGUCCACGGGGCUGGGGAUUCACAGUCACAACUUCACGAGGCUGCAUGAGAUCGGAAUACCUGUCUUUGACAACCCUGACUUCAAGACCGUCGCCCAAGAAGCGAAGAUCAUGAAGCAGGCGAGCAUGGCAGUGGAGGAAGUGAAGGGAUUUCGGAGAGUUGAGAGAGCCAAGGAGAUUCAGCUACAGGCUCAGUCGAAGGCUCUGCAUGAGGAAGGGAAGCGGAACGACUGGUGGCUACAGGGAGACCUCGAGGAGAUUAAAGGAAAGCCCUGUGAAUCUUGCGGAAAGAUUUUAGAGGAGGAAGAGAUGCAGCGGAAGGGCCUUGAGGAUCCGUUCGAGCAAGUGAAGGAUCGUGCGAGGCGAAGACACUUCGACGACGUCCUGUCUUCCAGCAGCACUCCCUCUGCCGAGAUCGAGUUCUGGAAAAAGGUGGACAAGCCUGAAGUGGACGAGAGGUUCUUCGAGCCGGACACGGGCAUCAAACGCGUUCAUCUGCCUGCCAGUCUGUCGAACCUGCGAGACAUCGGGAUGCCAUGCAAACCUCCGCCUAAGUCAAAGGAGACGAUGAUGAAGGAGAAGGCGAAGAAGGAUGCUGAGAAGAUGAAGAAGCGAGAAAUUGCACGAGAGAAUUUCAUGAGAACUUUGGAGGAAGCUAAGGAAGUUGCGUUAGGGAAAACGGCUCAAGAGGAAAAGGCUCCAAAGACUCCUCCAGCUGACUUGCCGUCGAGCCGCGAAGACUUUCUCAGUGAUGUGGAUCUAGUGGAGAAGGAGUUGGAGUGGAGAGAGCCCGAUCAAGCUCAGGGCCGAGUGGAGAGUGUCAAGCUAAAGGAAGAGGAAAAACUACCAUCCAGCAAACCCAAGGACGACGAGGAGAUGCGGAGAAUUAGGAAGGAAGAGAUCCGCAAGGAGAGGGAACGAGCUCAAGCGCGAGAAAGUCGCCCCAAGUUCGUCAGGGUCUACACAGGAAAAGACGACAAGAUCGGCACGAAAGUUCCAGUGUUUGACGAGUACGCUCUGCUGCAAGAGAAGAAGAAGAAGAAGGCCACGAUGGAUGAUUUCAAAGAGUAUGACCAAUAUCAGUGA
Messenger RNA from Guillardia theta CCMP2712, 1452 nucleotides. RefSeq lists its product as hypothetical. The transcript is spliced from 11 exons. The coding region runs from base 1 to 1452 and encodes 483 amino acids. NCBI's taxonomy places the organism in Eukaryota, Cryptophyceae, Pyrenomonadales, Geminigeraceae. The record is from RefSeq and is a predicted model, not a curated record.